AUGGUUGAUGACCGAUCCCAACCAGCCGAAAAUGUUAAUUCACGUUGUACGGAUAGUUCGUUUCAACAGGUCUCUCUUGGACGUCCAUGGCCUCCUGUUCAGUCUCCGCAUCCGUUCCCGGCUUUGGUCGGAUCAUGCUUGGAAAAACCAGCCAGCAGGUCAACUCCAUUUCAAGUGGGAAGUUUCAUGGUUGAUUCCGGAUCGCCGAUCACCAUUGUUCCGAUCUUACCAGAGGAGAAGCAUCUGCCAUCGUCAGAUUCAGGUUUAAUCUCAGCAAGUGGAGCUCCUAUCUUGAUGUAUGGUUCAUCUCCAAUCUCCGUCCCAAUCAAUGGAAAAAAGUUCGAGUUUACUGCGGCAAAAUGCGAUGUCGUGAGGCCUAUCCUUGGAAGGGAUUUCUUCGACGGCCCAGGACGUAACCUAGUGUUGGACAUUGCCAAUCGUGUUCUGAUAGACAGAUCUUCCGGGAUCUCGUCCCCUCUCGGACUCAACGGUCGUGUGGUUGGCGCGCUAGCCACAGCAAAAGUCCCGCUUGACGCAUCCGCUACUCCUUUCUAUCCGGAUCUUGAACUGACUGAGUGUCGCAAAAAGGCCAACCUGAAAUUGGAAAAGUUCUGUGGUGAG
This is a messenger RNA of Paramuricea clavata, 621 nucleotides long. The record is from the annotation of a GenBank genome assembly. Lineage: Eukaryota; Metazoa; Cnidaria; Anthozoa; Malacalcyonacea; Plexauridae.